AUGAGAGAUUCAGGUCCAUAUAUAAGAAAUCUCUCCAGUGAAAAAAUUCACUGCGCCUCUCGUUUGGGAACUUUCGUGGUAAUUAUGCAGUAUUGGAUCCUCUUGUCUGCGGUUUGUCUCGCAUCAGCCGGCAGCUACGACUCCCAGAGCAGUGGAUAUGAAACUGCUGAGAAGUAUGCACCAGUAGAGCCCCCUAUGCAAGCUACUGGGGGAGAUCCACUAGCCUACCAGGGAGAUGUAGCUCAUGAUCCAAAGUUCGUGCCAGCUCCAGAACCCGUUCAAGGGGUAAACAUUGAUACUAGCAAGAUUGUUGUGCCAGGAGUUCAAACCGUUGAAAUUCCACAAAUUCAACCAGUCCAUGUACAACAACCCAUUGGAGCAAUUCAGCCAGUCUUCGAGAAGCCAUACAAGCCAUACAAUGAUCCUCAAGCUGGGGGAUUUGGAGGACUCCCACCUGUCCAGAUUCCACAACAACACUUUGUUGUUCCCGGAGUUUCAACUCCUGACAUCGCAGCUCCUAAACCAGUUCUCAUUGCUCAGCCUGAAGCUCCAAUGAAGCUCUCAUUCAUUGAGCCAACUCCUCCACCAACCUAUAAAGACUCGGGAGCUAUUCCAGUGAAUGAGGCAUAUCAAAGUGCCGAGAAAGUUCAACAAUAUGUUCAUGUUGAUGCUAAUGGUGGUGAUCAGAACAAAUAUGGAGAUGAUAAGCAACCAGAACCAGCUCCAGCACCUUACAGACGUUUCCAUCGUUUCAAUAAGAGGGUUAUGCUUGCUUGA
Auanema sp. JU1783 is the source of this 777-nucleotide messenger RNA. NCBI's taxonomy places the organism in Eukaryota, Metazoa, Nematoda, Chromadorea, Rhabditida, Rhabditidae. The record is from the annotation of a GenBank genome assembly.